Messenger RNA from Yamadazyma tenuis ATCC 10573, 1919 nucleotides. RefSeq lists its product as uncharacterized. Lineage: Eukaryota; Fungi; Ascomycota; Pichiomycetes; Serinales; Debaryomycetaceae. Gene Ontology annotation, biological process: positive regulation of protein ubiquitination; vacuolar transport; ubiquitin-dependent protein catabolic process. Gene Ontology annotation, cellular component: perinuclear region of cytoplasm; endoplasmic reticulum; Golgi apparatus. The record is from RefSeq and is a predicted model, not a curated record.
AGGAAACUUUAAUAAACAUCGCCAUCUUCUGUACAACUCAACCAUGGGACACAAAUAUAAUCAGAUUGAAUCCCUGGAAGGACUCGAACUAAAAGACCUUGGAAACAUCGAGAAUCAUGGACUUCUUGAAUCUUUCAACCCUCCGUUGGAAGAUGACUCACUGGUUUCAGAUGCCGACGAUGGUCGGUUGGUCAGCUCACACUCCUCACUGCCUCCCUCCACCGGGGCGUCCGAGAUUGAUAGAAAUAUCCAUAACGCCAUUCGAAACGAAGGGGCUUCUUCCCACUACGACGUGGCAGUCCUGGGCGAGGCUGCCCCUGAACAUACCGCCGGCAGCAGCAGUAAUAGCGGUGGUCUGGAGCCAGACUUGGAAAACCAGCUUCCACAUAUCAGGUUGACGAGAACCCAACGAGUGAUGAAUGUAUUACAGCAUCUUGUGCCAAUAAAACUGACAUAUGAUCGAAUUUCCAAUGGAUUGGCCACUGGAAGAAUGCAGCCUAAUGUUCCAGGGAGGUUCAUUGGUCAAGGUACUGAUGGGGUGUUUAGGAACUUGAUGGCCAAGCCCGAUACCGAGUACAACGGAGCGAAGAAUGAAACCAAUCCUCCAACCUAUGAAGAAGCAGCGGCCGAUUCUACGCCCGAGUACUGGGAAACAUCAGUGAUUGCUCCUAUAUAUGAAGAUGAGGUGUUUGUAGAAGGCUUGCCAGUGGGAAAUAUCGCCAAUUUUGUAUGGAAUAUGUUGGUGACGGUUGCAUUUCAAUUUGUGGGAUUCUUAUUGUGUUAUUUAUUGCAUACAUCUCAUGCUGCCAAGCAUGGAUCGAGGGCUGGGUUGGGAGUGGUGUUCAUCUUCUACGGGUGGAAUUUGGUACCCUCUAACUUUGGGAGUGCUGAUAAGUUACCAGAUAGGUAUGAGCCUAAGAACCCCAAUAACUAUAACAUCGAUAAGAACACUGCCAUUGAUGAUGCAGGCGUCGACAAUUAUGCCUCCGACUUAUAUCUGCAUCAAGCUGAUGAGACGGUAUCUACUACCCCAUAUUUUGCCUAUGGGUUAAUUGCAUUUGGGUUAUUAGUGAUUUGUAAAGCAUUGGUGGACUACUAUAGGGUCAAACAAAUGGAGCAAGUGAUCUUGCAUCCCCCAGGAUCAGAAUAUCAAACUAACACCAUUACCUCCACUACCACUAAUUAUGAAAACGAGAACCACAACGAUAAUGAAAUUGAUGAUAAUGGCCCUACUUGGACCCAGUCUGAACUUUCUCCUCCUAGCUAAUCUUUCUUGUUGAUAUUUUAUAUAAAACUAUACUUUUAAUGACUAUGUUAUUUCUAAUUCAAUACCACCAACAUCUUUUCAUAAAUGGUGAAUACAAUUCCCCCACUCAACACCAAUCUACCUAAUCUGGGGGUAGCACCUUUCCAAAAUGUCGAUAAACCUUCUUCUCUAAAGAUCCUGACAAAACAGUUUAACGUAGAUGAGUACAAUUUAUCGGCACCCAACGCUUGCAUUCUUGUUUUGACCGUAUCAAUGGGCAUUGUGGUAUAAACAGUGACGGUUCCAGCGAUCGAACCCACUGCAAAUGUAGCAGCUGAGUUCAAUGGAACAUCUGCAGGUGUGUUUGAAGCUUGUUGAAUCAUGGUUUUGAUGGAAUUAUAGGAGCCCAAUCUGACGGCUUGGUUGGCUGCUUGUCUCAUAGAAACCGGCACCACUCCAGCGUAAAUACCUUUAAAUCCCAUAUCUCUACAUAAUUUGACACUACCAGAAAUCAAGCCAUUCUGAUACUUUGGAGACUUGGUUUGUUUGUCAUCGAUCAAUGCGGUUUUGAUGGCCUCAAAAGGUGUCACAGCUACCACAGACUCCAAUAAACCAGCUCCCAAACCUGCCAAAACACCCCUGGGACCGGAUAAUUUCCCAUCUUUAUCGGCCA